AUGUCCUCAAAUAACGGUGGUGUGGCUGAUCCUGUUCAUCCCUAUCGUGGAGUUCGAGUACAACUCACAGAAUCUGAUGAUGAACAAGAUAAUAAUAAUCACACCCAAGAAGAUGAAUAUCAAUCUUUUGUCGCAAAUAAUAAUAACAACAAUUCAAGUAGAUUUCAAUCACUCCGACAAUUCUUCUCAUGGAAUAGAAGUAGUAAUAAUAAUUCUAAUAAUAUCGAUACACCAACACCAGCUAUUAAUGAUACACCAGAACAAGCUACAGAAACAAGAUCUCCAUUCCCAUUUUCAAAUCUAAAUCCGAAUUUAAGAAGGAGAAUUGUGGUGUUAAUGGUAAUAUCGAUUCUUUUUAUCAUAAUUAUUGCUAUUCACUUUAUACUUGUGGCAGCUUUUGUUAAACCAUCCUCAUCAUCAUCCGAUAGUGGACAGGAAAAUUCUUCUGAUACUUCAAACGCAAACAGUUUUCGAACUGUUUUACUCUACACACUCACAAUUCCGAAUGCAAUUUUGUUUUCAUGCAUUGCUUUUUGUUGUACGUGUUUGUGGGGAAAGAGACUUCUCGCAUUAUGUUUAAAUCAUAAUAGAUCCACCUUGAUCAGAAAUCUCAAAUAUUACAUGUUAAAGUAUGGACUUGCUCGUUAUGAAGGAGAACAUGAUGAUUGGGAAGGAGAGGAAAUUUCUGAAAGAAAUCAACGACUUUUAGAAUUAUUACAGAGCCGUGGAAUGGAUGUCAAUUCAUUGAGAUUAAUGAUGAUUGAUAGAGAUUUUAAUGCAAAUGAUUAUGAUACUCUUUUACAAUUAGAUGGGCAUCAUGCUGAACCUAGAGGUGUUUCAGAAAACACUCUUUCACGUUUAACAGUAUACAGAAUACCUCCGCUUUCAGCUGUAGAACAUUCCAAUGAUGAUUCAGAGCUGUACACUGGAGUUCCUACCAAUGGAGCUAAUUCAAGUGCAAACAAUGAACAAGAUUCAUCUGUGCCUUAUUGCUCUGAAAAUUUAGGAAGAAGUCUUUUAGAAGAAUCUUGUUGUAUUUGUUUGAGCAAGUAUGAAUCUGGGGAUGUAGUUUGUACUCUACCAACAUGUUUACACAAAUAUCAUCGUGAUUGUGUUUUCCAAGCAUUGAGAAUGAGGAAUCAAUGUCCUAUUUGUAAAACAGCUAUUUAA
This is a messenger RNA of Naegleria gruberi, 1170 nucleotides long. RefSeq lists its product as uncharacterized. The record is from RefSeq and is a predicted model, not a curated record. Lineage: Eukaryota; Heterolobosea; Eutetramitea; Acrasida; Naegleriidae. Gene Ontology annotation, cellular component: nucleus. The coding region runs from base 1 to 1170 and encodes 389 amino acids. Gene Ontology annotation, molecular function: ubiquitin protein ligase activity. The transcript has a single exon.